AUGAGUCAGAAUCAGAAUAAGAAAAAAAAGGAAGCUGAUAUUACAUGGAAUCACUUUGAAAGUGUUCCUCCCCAUAGACUUAUGGUUAAAUGCAAAUACUGUUCACAUCAAUGUUGGGGUGGGGUAGCUAGGAUGAAACAUCAUUUGGCUGGAACUAGAGAGAAUGUGAGUCCUUGUACAAGUGUUCCUGAUGAAGUGAAAAAGUUGUUUGUUAAAAUGUUAGAAAAUAGAGAAAAAAGUAAAGAUGCCAGUAGUGUUGAAGUAUUUGAAGAGGCAACUGCUCAAGAUGCUAAGGGGAAGGAAGGGACAUCAAAAACUACCAAACAGAAAACAAUGAAUGAGAUGGUAAAAGAUAGAGAGUUAGUAAUUCAAGAUAUUUGUAAAUGCAUCUAUGGUAAUGCUUUAUCAUUUAAUUUGGUGAGAAGUCCACUAUUCAUUCAAAUGUUAAAAUCUGUUGGUGAAUAUGGUAGGGGUUUGAAACCUCCAAGUUAUCAUGAGGUGAGAGUUUCUCACUUGAAAAAAGCAGUUGAUAAAAUUCAAGAAAGUUUAGCAAAGUAUAAGAAGGAAUGGGAGAAAUGGGGUUGUACCUUGAUAUGUGAUGGUUGGACUGAUGGUAAAGGAAGGUCUCUUACUAAUUUUUUAGUUAACAGUCCUAGUGGAACAGUUUUUCUAAAGUCAGUGGAUACAAGUAGUGUGAUUAAGGAUGCUAAACAAAUGUUUGAAUUACUAGACAAUUUGGUUGAGGAAAUUGGGGAGGAUAAUGUGGUGCAAGUUGUGACAGAUGGUGUGUCAAAUCUCGUGGCAGCAGGGAAGAUUACUUUUGCUAGUAAAAGUGAGGGCAAGCAAGUGGUGGACAUGGUUUUUGGGGAUUCUAGAUUUUGGAGUUCCAUCAAAUAUUGCUUAAAGUGUGUGAGUCCACUUGUAAAAGUUUUAAGACUUGUAGAUGGUGACUCUAAACCUGCUAUGCCAUAUAUUUAUGAAGCAAUGGAUAGAGCCAAAGAAGAGAUUGCUGACAAUUUUGAAAAGAAGGAAUCAAGCUCUUUGGUGGGAAAGUUAUGGAGGAGAGGGCAAGGAGUUGCAAAAGAUAGCUAUGAGGAUUUUGAGUCUCACGUGUAG
Neltuma alba is the source of this 1116-nucleotide messenger RNA. RefSeq lists its product as uncharacterized. The record is from RefSeq and is a predicted model, not a curated record. The coding region runs from base 1 to 1116 and encodes 371 amino acids. The transcript has 3 exons. Gene Ontology annotation, molecular function: DNA binding. NCBI's taxonomy places the organism in Eukaryota, Viridiplantae, Streptophyta, Magnoliopsida, Fabales, Fabaceae.